This is a messenger RNA of Protopterus annectens (West African lungfish), 3903 nucleotides long. RefSeq names its product regulator of G protein signaling 5 (gene RGS5). The transcript has 5 exons. NCBI's taxonomy places the organism in Eukaryota, Metazoa, Chordata, Ceratodontiformes, Protopteridae. The coding region runs from base 69 to 614 and encodes 181 amino acids. The record is from RefSeq and is a predicted model, not a curated record.
UCAAGUCUAACAGUCUGAACUUCAAAUACAGUACCUGUCUGUGAGAGCAAGAGAACACUUCUGAGAAAAUGUGCAAAGGAUUAGCAGCUUUACCACAGACAUGCCUUGAACGGGCAAAGGAAAUAAAGACCAAGUUGGGCACCUUGCUGCAGAAGCCCGACUCUGCCAUUGACCUUAUCAUCCCAUAUCCAGAGAAGCCAGAAAAACCAAACAAAGCUCAAAAACCAUUACCAGAAGAAGCAGUGCAGUGGCGAGACUCCUUGGAUAAAGUGCUUCAAAACAACUAUGGAUUUGCAGCCUUCAGAAGCUUUCUGAAGUCAGAGUUCAGUGAGGAAAACAUUGAGUUCUGGUUGGCUUGUGAGGACUACAAGAAAAUCAAGUCUACCAUUAAACAAGCUAUCAUGGCAAAGAAAAUCUAUGAAGAGUUCAUUCAAACUGAAGCUCCAAAAGAGGUGAAUAUUGAUCAUUUUACUAAAGAGGUGACACUGAAGAAUCUUGUGGAACCUUCUGCAACCAGCUUUGAUAUGGCCCAGAAGAAAAUUUAUGCACUGAUGGAAAAGGAUUCUUUGCCAAGAUUUUUGCGUUCAGAUCUAUACCAAGAAAUGCUGAAGUAGCGAUGUGAUUCGACUGUGCUGAGGCAUCCUGGAAUUCACUAUACCACACCUUGAAAGAAUGACAGUUCUGCUUCCUGUACUCCACAAGCCACAUUAUCACCAAAUAAUCUGUUAUAUAGAUUUUUAUGCAUCGUGAAAAAUAAAAUAUAAUUUCAUGCACUUACUUAAAUGUAGCUUGUUCCAACCCAUUUAUACAACUACAAGAGCACUUCAGUCUCCCAUGUUAUCUGUAGAAAUGCCACAGACCCUAAUGUGUUAUUAAGUUUGAAUUACAGUAAUCUGUAACAAGAUGGAAAUAUUGAAUUCCUAUAUAAUCUGCUGUUUAGUUAGUUAAAGCCAGGGCUGUAUGGUUUACAUAUAAACCAUCUACAAUGCAGUCCACAAAAACGGGAGUUUUUUAUACCUUCUUUGUUAAACAACAUUUCCUCAACUCACCAGGGAUCAUAAUCCCCACACUGGAUUCCCUGAUAAAACUGGCCAAACAUACACUUUUUAUGUGUUUUUUGAAGGGGGCAAGCCCCCCUAUACCCCUUGAUAUGGGAGUGGGAAGCCUCUCCAUACCCCCAGACAUUUGUAUUUGUUUACCAACUCUAUGUUCGCAACAACUCAAAGAAGGGAGAAAUUACCCUCAAAAAGGGCAUCACUGCUGGCACAACUGGUUGACAGGGAUUUCCUAUGGGGGGGCUCUGGUAGCACAACUCACUGACAUGGAUUUUCUAUGGAGGGCUCUAAUAGCACAACUCACUGACAGGGAUUUCCUAUGGGGACCUCUGAUGGCACAACUCGCUGACAGGGAUUUCCUAUGGGGGGCUCUGAUAGCCCAAUUGGCUAACAGGGAUUUCCUAUGGGGGAGCUCUGAUCCCUGUUGAGUUAAAUGUCAAGUAAAUGAUUCUUGAGAGUUCAGUCUUCAUCCUCCAUAGUUAAACAAAACCAACCAGAGUAUGUGGAUGUUUUUUUACAGCUUAUAUGGGUACUCUAAAAUUAUAUCAAUACAAAUUAUGUUUUUUAAAUAAUUCAUUAAAAAGAUAAAAGAGUCAGAAAAAUAACAUAAUUUGAACAUUAAAUUAAUUUCAACAUGCUGUCUGUAGAGUAAAGAAAGAGUAUAGUUAUUUAAUGUUAAUGUGACAUACAGUGGGUGACCACAAAAUACUUAAAUCCCAUGGAAUAUAAGUAUUUUCUAAACUAGGGUCUACACUCUCUCUGUCGAGUAUUACCCAAACUGAGGGUUGGGUGCUUUAUGCACAUUUUGGUGAAGUUUUGGAACAGCUGGACAUUAAAUGUAUCUCUGUCAAAAUAUAAGUCCAGUUAUAAGAAUGUACUAGAUGAAUAUGUUCUGAGUAGGAAGCAUUUCUAAGUUUUUGAUGAGACAUAUUUGAAGUGCAUUGCUCCAUGUUUUUUCUCACAGGAUAUAUAGUCUCAUGCACACACACACUCACACACACACACACACACACACACACACACACACACACACACACACACACACACACACACACACACACACAUCUCAACCACCAGUAGAGAAACUGCUGUUAACAAUUUCUUGAUUUCUGUAAAGAAAUAUUUAAAUUAUUUUUAAGUCACUCUUUCGGCCCACAUAUUUUUCAAAUUAAUGUUAUGCAUAACUUAUGGCAUGAGAAUGCACUCAGACUUGACAGACUAUAUAAAUUUCACUCCUUAGGAAUAUAAUCGAAUAUUACUUUCUGAACAUUAUUUCUUUUUUAAGCUGCAAAAAAUCACACAUUAAGAUGUUCGAUAAAUUAGAUAAUUUCACAAUGUGUAAACUCGUCUUUUCACUGAGCAGUUAAGAACAAAAAUUCAGCCAUUCUCUCUCAGGCAUAUUAAUUAUCAUUCCUUCAUCUUGGAAGUAAAAGAAAAAUAUGCAGAAAAAGAAUAUGGAACCCAAUUCUACUGAUCACUUAAUCGUCCCUGUGUAAUGAACAAAAGUAAGAGAUAAUCAAAGUAAGGCCUCUUUACUAGUUUGUAACUAAAGUCAUUUUAAUGGCAUUUAAAAACAAAUAAGGUAAACAGCGACAUCUUGGGUAUUUUUUUUGUUCUUUACUGCUUACAUGAGAAUUUAAAGUGCAGACAUUACAAGAGUAAUUGCAUGUUGUAUCAAGCCCCAGAUGAAUAACAAUAAUCUGUCUGAAGGUGCCGCAAAUUAUAUUGAGAAAGUGGGUAGAGAGGGACUUAGCUCCCUUUAUGGGGGGCAGAAUUUGCCCCCCCCCCCUUCACCCAGGGUAAAAAUUCGGAAGCUAUUUCUCAGUGUUUGACUAAAUUUCAACUAUCCAAGCAGUCUUUACAAAAUGUCCCAUUAAAAGAGGAUAUUCCCUUAUCUUUGACCCCACAGGAAAAGAAGACAUUUUGUAGCCUGUAUACCAUAAAAUUACUUAAAUCUGCACUCUGCAGACAUACUCCUCUUAUUUCAUUUUUAAUCAAAAUUAUUAGUGCAAGAUAGCCCUUGGCAAAAAGGAAACGUUAUUUGUUGUUUUAUCCAAACCUCGUGUGAACUGUCUCAUAGUUUUCCCAGAUGUGUAUUGAAUUACUAAAGCUUUACUCUGACCAAAUUAAUUAGCUAAUUAAAACCAAUUUCAAUCAUAACUAGACCAAGUAUAUAUUUCAGAAUAAACUGCAAUAUAAAAUAGACGUAAAAUUUGCUCACUGUAUGCAUGUGAAGCUAAGUAAAAUGCAUACCUAAACAUCAUACAUUAGAAAAUCAUGACUGUUUAUAGUUAUAUUGACCUGCGGAGUAUCCACAAAUACAUAUUUCAACAUUUGGAACUAAUACUGCAGUGUUUUUUUUAAGUUAUACUUAGUUGUUUGUAGUGUUGAAUUGCAAAUGUACACUUUGUACUUUCAGUUUUCACAGCAAUGACUACCCAACUAUUUAGAAUACAUUUACUUGCCUCAGCACAGUCAAAACAUUGUAAGAUGAUUGUUAAAUGGCAACUGUUAAAUGUUAUUCCUUUGUAAUGUGUGCCUUCUUGUUUGCUUUUCACAUAAAACUGCAUGGCAUGGCAUGCUUCUAAAAAUGAGCAUCUAUUUUCUGCAAUGUUUUUAUAAAUACUUUAUAACCACAUAACUGUUUAAAUGGUAUAGAAACAGGAAACUGUGAAGCACUGUGUUCAAUCUCCAGAUGUUUUUGUCAGACUAUGGGUCUUUAAUUAUCUAGAAAACCCAAGGAACUGCAUUCCAGGGUUGAAAGAUUGUCCAUUGAUAUGCAAAAGUGGAUGCUUGGUUUAGCACAGAAAGUGCUACUGCUUUGUUUUUAUAUAAACAGCUAUUCUAA